Penicillium atrosanguineum is the source of this 789-nucleotide messenger RNA. RefSeq lists its product as uncharacterized. NCBI's taxonomy places the organism in Eukaryota, Fungi, Ascomycota, Eurotiomycetes, Eurotiales, Aspergillaceae. Gene Ontology annotation, molecular function: transmembrane transporter activity. The transcript is spliced from 3 exons. Gene Ontology annotation, biological process: transmembrane transport. The record is from RefSeq and is a predicted model, not a curated record. Bases 1 to 789 code for a protein of 262 amino acids.
AUGGGGGCGACCUUUGCUAUUGGACUCAUAUUUGCCGGUGGAAUCUGGCAGUGGAGCGAUGGUCGUACCAUUGCAAUGAUUGUGGUUUUGGGAGUCAUUACUGCUCUUUACGCCAUACAACUGUGCUUUUGCGUUUUCACAACUCCCGAGUGCAGAUCGUUCCCUGGACACUUGCUAAGGUCUCGGACUCAGGUCCUGUUCUACAUCACAACAACCUGCGCCAAUACUUGCAUGUUUUUCACGGCGUUCUACAUCCCUAUUUACUUUCAAUUUACUCAAAACGACACAUCACCAAUGGCCGCCGUACGAUUGCUUCCCUAUCUUCUAUUCACCAUCACUUUUAACCUGGCCUCUGGCUGGACGCUCCCUAAAAUCAAGUACUAUAUGCCACUGUGCUUAACGCGAGUUGCCCAAAUUUACGGCUUCAGCAUUCUGAUGGGAGUCAGAACGGGCAUAACCAUGCAGCUGGGCGCUAUCAACCUGCAAAAUGUCGCGCAAAUUGGAGCUAUUGUUAUUUGCCUCGUGAUUGCUAGCCAGGCUUUCCAGUCAAAUGCCGUGGAUAACCUGAGCCAGGUUCUGGACGGCCAGGGAUUUAGCCAGGCCGAUAUUCAUGGUGCUGUGGCAGGGGUUCAGAGCACACUGUUCGAAAAGCUGAACGGCGAUCUACAAACUGUGGCUAUUGUUGCAAUUACAUCGGCGAUGGCACGGGCAUUUGUUAUUCCACUUGUAGCUGGCGCAGUGGGUAGUAUUAGCUCAUUGCUGAUGAGCAGGGAAAGGCUUUUCGGAUAG